Paramecium octaurelia is the source of this 2507-nucleotide messenger RNA. The record is from the annotation of a GenBank genome assembly. Lineage: Eukaryota; Ciliophora; Oligohymenophorea; Peniculida; Parameciidae.
AUGAAUUCCAACAAUAAUUAAAACAAUGACAGUUCGAGUGAGGAUGAUCUUUAAGUGUAUGAGACACUCACCAAACUGGCACCUCCCAAUGAAUUAUUGCCUCGUAAAUUGACAAUUGACAUAGAUGUUAAAUCCUUAUAUCCUCUCAAGUAAUUUAAUUGUAGAUCUUAUAAGACCGCUUCCUCAAUUUUGUAAAACCUAUACAACUUUUUUUGAGGAGUCCCUAAAACGAGAUUGCUCGAUCCCUGACAUUUAGGUGACUGAUGAGAAUAGGACACUCCUAGAUUAUUACGAAGAGAAUAAACAGAAUUUAGUAUACAAACGAUUCGACCAGUUGGAUUUGGGCAAAAGGACUUCAAAUGACCGAACAUAUUUUGCUAGUCUCAUAGCCAAUUUUAAGAGGUAUGGACAAUUCUAAAUGAAGAACAUAACCAAGAGUCUUCUUCAGAGGAGAAGCACUUUUUGAUUAAAAAUUAACACCUUGUCCUUCUGACUAAAUAUAAUUUGAUUCCAAUUUUGAAUCAGGCAAUCUUUUCUGCGCAUUCAAAAAAGCAUAAAAUGUUUAUGAUCUCAUAAUUCAAAAUGAUAUCAAUACAAGAGGCAACACAUAAUGGUUUUUUUUUAGCAUAACCGGAGCCAAAGCAGGUUAAACCAUAUAGUUUAAUAUCCUCAAUCAUGUAUUUGGAUCAGUAAUUAAUUUUAGCUCAAAACUGGGAGUCUAUUUAAUGAAGGCCUACAACCAGCUGUCUAUUCUGUAAAAGAAAAUCAAUUAACAGGCACUGAAUGGUGUAGAGAUGGAUUUAACAUAAGCUAUUUCAAAAGCAUAUUCAUGAAAGAGUAUCCUCUAUCUUUGAAGAAGAAAUAUUAUCAACUAAGAUUUCAUUACACUUUUAAACACGAAGGAGACAAGGUUUACUUUGCUCACUCCUACCCUUAUACUUAUACAAAUCUAUUGGAGUUUUUGAAUACCCAAUUGGAAGAUCAAGAACGAAACUAGUAAUUUUAAAUUUUAAUAUUUCAGAUACUUAUCUCGAAAAGUAUUGUGUACAACUCUUGGUGGAAAUACAUGUGAAGUCCUAACUAUCACUUCUAAUUCGUUGUAGAAGAGGGCUUUUAGAAAGGGAGUAGUGUUUUUAGCCAGAUAACAUCCUGGCGAGCCUCAAGCAUCCUACGUUAUGCAAGGCAUUAUAGACUUUCUGACAUCUAAUAAUCCAUAGGCAGACUAUUUGAGAUAGAAUUGCAUUUUCAAAAUAUUCCCAAUGAUGAAUACUGACGGGGUAGUCAAUGGAAAUUACAGGUGUGGUCUUGAAGGAGGUGAUCUCAAUAGAAGAUGGAAGAAGCCCAACAAGUAUUUACAUCCGAGUGUUUAUUAUGCGAAAAAAUAUGUAAAAGGAUUUAGUAAGGAAAGGCAAAUAUUGUUGGUAGUUGAUUUGCAUGGUCAUUCAAGAAAGUAAUGAGGAUUUAUAUUUUAGACAAUCAUCAUUUGUAUAUGGUUGCGCUUACUCAUCUUAAGUAAAGACUAUUGAGAGAGUAUUUGCACUUUUGAUGUCCAAGGUAAAUCCAUUCAUGGAUUAUUCCUCUUGCACAUUCAGGGUUGAGAGUGCAAAGGAUAAAACUGCCAGGAUUCAAAUUUGGAGAGAACUCAAAAUCAACUGGGUCUACACUUAUGAAUGUAGUUUCUAUGGUCAACAGAAAAAACAUUAUUAGAUCAAGGAUUAUUUGAAUUGUGGUGUCAGUAUAUGCAAUGCCUUGUCUCAGAUUGUCAAGGACACUACAAAAGAGUUCACUAAUUAAUCUAAUUAGCCGGAUAUUUAGCAAUAGAUGUUGGAAGAAUUGGGCAAGAUGCCUCAGACUGAUGAUCAAGAUAUAGGAUCAGAUUCAAGUCAAUCUGAGGCAGAAUUGUCAGAUGAUGAGUUGGUUCAAUUGUUCCAACCCAAGACCUAUUCAAUCAAACAGAAAAACCUUUUAAAAUAAUAGGAAACAAAUAAUAAAAAAAAACCAUAAUAACCGAAUAGUAAUUUAAAAUCAACAAUAGCUUCACAAAAAGCAUCGAUCUUGCAGGAGUCCCCCUCCAAAAAUUCAGAAUAAAAACCGCCAAUGAGUAGCCAAAAGCCCAAGAAUCCUUUAUAUAGAAUCCAAGCUCCAUUGAGAGUACGAUAAUUAGACUAAGUAAAAUAACCAGAGACACCCCUAAUGGUUGACAAAUCGGUAUAGACUGACGAUUGGAUGUAUCGUUAAUGGCUGAUUCAAAUGGGAAAGCUAAAGAAGCAGCAAGAGUUCCAGAGUUUUACACCAACUCGAAAUAUUUACAAGUCAUCAUCUCAAUCAGUGACUAGAUUUGUUGUCAAGAAUUCCACGAUGAAGAAUGAUCGAGGCCGAGUCGACUCCAUUUCCCUUAUGGCAUCCGGUUUGCAAAAUAAACUAAGUAAAAUGUAGUUAACAAAUAAGUUUCUUCCAGUCAAUAGCGCUAAAUGAUGAGAUACUCUGGUAGUAAUUUUAUGUCUUGA